Molecule: messenger RNA, 2890 nt
Organism: Pelmatolapia mariae (spotted tilapia)
Lineage: Eukaryota; Metazoa; Chordata; Actinopteri; Cichliformes; Cichlidae
Gene: mtfr1l
Product: mitochondrial fission regulator 1-like
Exons: 8
Coding region: 199-1137 (312 amino acids)
Biological process (GO): aerobic respiration; mitochondrial fission
Cellular component (GO): mitochondrion
Source: RefSeq, a predicted model, not a curated record
GCAGCCAAUCAGAUCGCAGGACAGAGAGGCACAGGUUUCCGGCCUGCUGAACGACAACAAUCUGAAAGACGAAGAGGAGAAGCUGCCGCUUCCACUUCAUCGUCGGGAUUGUAAUCAUUUAUAAUCAACGACACUCCCAGCACCAAACUUUGGUGUGCAACUUCCUGACGAGACGAAUGAGACUGAUCCACAAUUAACAUGGAAGCAGAAACGGAAGUUAUACCCAUCUGGCAAAAUAAGCCUCAUGGAUCCACGCGCAGUGUUGUGAGAAGAAUAGGUUCCACUCUUCCACUUAAACCUCCUCAAAGGGCAUGUUUCCAGGAGCUACCAGGUCUGCCUUCUCUUCGUCCAAUGGACGGGCCUAUGGUUCCUACCUUGGCAGACAUAGCCUGGAUUGUUGCAGAUGAAGAGGAGACAUAUGCCAGAGUGAGAAGUGACACACGUCCUCUGAAACACGAAUGGCGACCCACACCGCUCCUGGUGCUUCACAGGAAUUCAUCUGUGCCCAAUUUUCGCCGUGAGGGCAAAAGGAUGGAGGGGCUGAAGAAGCCCGGCGUGACUGCACUGAACCGUACUACAGCACUGCAGGAUGAGCUCAGCAGACUUCGAGCGCAGAUCGCUAAAAUUGUGGCAAGUGAUUCAGGCUCUAACCCCCUCACCCCAGAUCUGCUCUCGCCCGAUGACACAAGCAUGAGCUUUUCCAUGGCGCCUUUUGAGACGGCGUCCUACCAGCCGGCUCCCACGGCGGCUGCUUCCUUUGUCAUCAGCGACGUCACAGAGGAAGAAGAACCGGAGGAAGAGGAAGAUGAGAAAGAUGCCGUCUCUGUGGUUUCAGAGCUGGUCCCUGACCCUCUGCCCCCUGUUUCUAUGACAGCAUCAGCUACCUUUGAUUUGGACAGGCCUAGCAUGGACUUCCGGGAGGCAGAGGAGGAUACAGUGUCGCUAUCAAAGUCCACCAGUUUUGCUGAUGUUAUGGACAUCCUGAAGGACAUGAACCGCAUGAAGAUGAGCAAAGACAGGUACAACAGAGGCUGCACUUCCCUCAGGGAGGAGGACUCUGCCUCGCUGAUUUCAGAAGCUCUGAGGAAAAAGUUUGUCCUGAAGGAUGAAGAUGCUGCCUCUGUGAAAAGAAAGUAGUGCGAUGAUGUUAAUAAGAAAUACCCAAUCCUGCUGCUCCAUGCCUUUGCCUGUGGAUAAUGCACCCGUGGAUCCACAACCUCGCUCCUCAGACCCAAGGCAAUAGCUGUCUGCCAGAGAUAGAACAAAAACACUUUGUCCCAGACACUUAAAACCAGUGCGGGUGCAUUGUGAAGGGGAACAGCCAACUCUUGGUAACAGUCAGUUUAAGCACUGCGUCACAAAACACUUUCAGUGUGUUUCUCUCUAAAAUUUCUUAGUUUUAUUUUCGAACAGACUCAACAGACUUGAUGCCAAUGAUGACCAAUCAUCCGGUCAUAUAAAUCUGAUUUGCUUUUGUUUUUAUAAUAGGUCACCGGUGGAGGCUGACAUUAAAACCAUUAUCAUUUCGUUUUUGGACCUAAAUUGUGGAAUGCCCCUCGCUUUGAAGAGGGUACUGCCCGUCUUUCUUAGUUUUGUUUUCAGUUCUUUCACUAAAGAGAUGCAAAUAAACCUGUUUUAGCUAUGUCAAGAAGUCCUCUCGCAUACUUGAAAACGUGUAUGUACAGAUGAAACAGCUGUAGUGCAUAUGCAGGGAAGUACUGCAGGUGUAUCAUAAAAAUCAUUUAGGAUAUUUGCUGUUGAUGUGUGCAUUUCAGUACUGAGUCUGUGGAAACGCACAGCAUCAUGUACUGUUGUGUUGCUCGAUCCACUACACUUCUGCCCUUUAGUUUCAGAGUAAUAUCCAGAUCCAUAGUCAAUGAUUUUACAACUGAAAGGGGAGAGAUUACAUUGAUAAUAAAGAGGACAAUAGAGGGAAAUAUGCCCCCAUCCUGAGUUGUAUUUCCAGUAAAGCCAACAACAGAUGCAAGCUUGUACAACUAAGACUCUUAACAAUUUUGCCUGUGUGCAGUAUGACUAAUUGGUAGGGAAAACCAUCUGUAUAAUGUUUAUAAUGUAAUAUUAAACAGGUGAUUUUACUUUAGGAAGAGACUAAGCUUAUGUGUAAGAGAGCUUUUACAUCGUGCAGAGUUUACAGAUAAAGUCUAUUUAGAUCAGUCCACGCCUUACCGGUUCAGAUGCCUAAUUUUAUCCCCUUGUUUAUUCAAAGUGCCAUGGGUUUGUUUCAUCCAUCCUGCCCUCCGUUUGUCCUAAAUGUGCCCUUUGUUCUCAGCUUUUAUAUUAAGACUCCCAAGCAUACAGCCUGUUAACCAGCUGUGUGUAUGUGUGUGACAUUCACAAGUGUUAGGUUUUUUAUUUAAAAAAGAAGAAGAAAGUUGUGGCAAGAAAAAUACUUCCACACGUGUCCCUCCUCCUCUGUUGUUGCUGUCAUGUGUUGGCUGACACGAGUGGGGAUUUUCUUUGGUAUGGUUUUGCUGUGUGAAAAGAUACUGCUAGGAUAUUUGUGUUUGAACUGAACAAGAAUGUGCCCAUCCCUGUCGUCAUAUGUGUGGAGUUCAAGUUUGCUUUGACUUGCUGGAACUGGCUCCAAGCUGAGUCUCGGUAGAUCAUGUCACAUGCUUGACGUGAACACUGAGGAAAAUGCCACAUGCAAGUUUAAAUAGAUUUACUAAGUCUCUGGACUUGAAAUGAUGACCCUUACACCGCAUUCACUACCAGCUGCGUCACCGGUCGUCAGACUUACUCUAUUUGCUUUGAAAUUCUAGUUUGAGCGUUUGUCGCCGUUGUAUCUCCAUGUAGUCUUGAGCCUGUCAUCACCAUUUUUUUUGUCAUGUAAGGACUUGUAAAUAAAGAAUGUGCUGAUGUUUUGAAA